GCAGUGCAGACCACGCCACUACCAGAGGAAAAGAACAGGAAACACCAACGAAGAAGUCCUCCAAAGGAAAUGUGAUUUUUUUUUCUCACCGGUACCACGUGUUUAAUGCUUUAUUAUUUCUUUGUCAUUCAUUCGUGACGCGAAAAAUGAUUUAAUGUAUUGGCUAGAGGCUGCUGCUAGCGUUAAGCUAAGCGCUGGUGUUUGCAGACAACAACAUCCGACCUAACGGGAAACUAAAGUCUGUGGAUGAAAAGUGCUGUCGACACAAACAUGAUUAAGGAAAACCGCUGGAAUAUUCCCCCAAAUGCUCCGGCGUGUAUGGAGAAGCAUCUGUGCGCGGCUCAGUACCGAGCAGACGGCACGCUGCUCCUGGGCGCCUCCAGCCUCUCGGGCAGGAACUGGCAGGGAUCUGUGUGGAUCUACAGUGAGCCGGAGCAGGCCCCCAGCGAGGGCUUCUGCAGGGCGGGAGUGCAGACAGAGGCAGGAAUCACGGAUGUCAAGUGGGUGACCGAGAAGGCUGUUGUUGCUGCUUCAGAUUCAGGUGCUCUGGAGCUUUGGGAGCUGGCGGAGGAUGAGCGGCUGCUGGUCAAUCGCUUCACCAAACACGAGCACGACCACAUCGUGACGACCGUGAGCCCCACCGGAGCAACCGGCGCCGUCACCGGCAGCAUGGACUGCAGGAUCAAAGUGUGGGAUCUCAGUCAGGAAGCAGCUGUGACCACCUACAACAUUCACACUCAGCCGGUCAGCUGUGUGACCUGCAGCCCCGCAGACCCGUCUCUCUUCAUCUCCUGUGGCCAAGACGGCCGUGUGCUGAUUUGGGACAUGAGGAAACCAAAUAAACCAGCCUCUAGGAUAGAUAUCAAACCUGCCAGCUGCUCCCCCACCGUCGUGGCCUGGCACCCCCACCACAGAAGCACCAUAGCUGUCGGUGAUGAAGUCGGCAGUGUCCACGUGAAGGACUUCCUGGGUACUGACGCUGCUCGGGUGGAGCAGGUUCACUGUCGCAGGGUGAACGGGCUCGCCUUCUCCACCCACAGCGACUCGUUUCUGGCCUCCAUCAGUGAUGACGGUUCUCUCGCCGUUCUCAACUCUGACCUCCAAGAAAUCCUCCGAGAUCGGAGACACCAGGACUUCGUCAAAGGAGUGUGCUGGCGCCAUGGCGACUCCGGCAGCCUCACCACGGUGGGCUGGGAUCAUCUGGUCCUUCACCACUCGGUGGAUGCAGCAGCUGGACCUCCUAACCCCUAACGGGACGUUUGAACUCUGUAGGAGUUUGUGUGGAUUUUCAAAGUAAACCUCAUUUCUGUAUCUUUUCAGUCAAACUUUUUUUUGUAACAAAGCACAGGAAGACAUUUCUCCACCACUUUGACUCUAGAUGGCAGCAAGACACCUUCAAAUGUUUUUGUUUUUUUUCUGUUAAACUCAUGUCCCACGACUGAACAGCCUAAGAUGAGGGUGAAUUCGUUUUUAGUGUGGAAGGAGUUCUGCCGUAUCCACCCUAAACCCCAAAGGAGCGUGAUCACAUGAUAGACUGGUUUUGUUAGACAGAUGUUCACACUUUUAGAGAAACAUGCAGUCACCGUUUCUCCUGUAACACUUUUGUUUUUAUUUACCUCUUUGUAUUACAUCCUUUCACAAUAAAGCUGUUUCAUUCUGAAAGACGA
Messenger RNA from Oryzias melastigma (Indian medaka), 1667 nucleotides. Its product is annotated as methylosome protein 50. The record is from RefSeq and is a predicted model, not a curated record. Gene Ontology annotation, cellular component: methylosome. Gene Ontology annotation, molecular function: protein binding. Bases 247 to 1251 code for a protein of 334 amino acids. The transcript is spliced from 11 exons. NCBI's taxonomy places the organism in Eukaryota, Metazoa, Chordata, Actinopteri, Beloniformes, Adrianichthyidae. Gene Ontology annotation, biological process: oocyte axis specification.